Molecule: messenger RNA, 372 nt
Organism: Cyclospora cayetanensis
Lineage: Eukaryota; Apicomplexa; Conoidasida; Eucoccidiorida; Eimeriidae
Product: late histone H2B.L4
Exons: 1
Coding region: 1-372 (123 amino acids)
Biological process (GO): nucleosome assembly
Cellular component (GO): nucleosome
Molecular function (GO): protein heterodimerization activity; structural constituent of chromatin; DNA binding
Source: RefSeq, a predicted model, not a curated record
AUGUCGGGAAAAGGGCCCGCCCAGAAGUCUCAGGCGGCGAAGAAAACCGCGGGAAAGUCCCUGGGCCCUCGUUACCGCAGGAGGAAGAGAACCGAAUCUUUUGCACUCUACAUUUACAAAGUACUGAAGCAGGUGCAUCCGGAGACUGGCGUAUCCAAGAAAAGCAUGAGUAUCAUGAACUCGUUCAUUAAUGACAUUUUCGACCGCUUGGCAGACGAGGCCGUAAGGCUAAUCCGGUAUAACAAAAAGCGGACGCUUUCCUCUCGGGAAAUCCAGACGGCAGUCAGGCUGCUACUCCCUGGGGAGCUGAGCAAGCACGCUGUUUCUGAAGGAACCAAGGCUGUAUCUAAGUACACCACCUCGGGCGCAUGA